GAUGGAGGGAGAGAAAGUGGAAGAGGGUUUAACCUUAAAGCAAUGAUAAUAAGACAAUGGGCGAAAAGGGGAAAAGGGUUUGCUUAAAAUACUCCACAGAUUUCUGUUCUUUUGGAAAUUGAAUUCAAUUUCUUUUUCUUCUUCUUUCCCUCUGUAUUGGGUCAUCGCUAUCAUUCGCCAUUUCUGCAGCUUUGCUUUCAAUCAAUGUCUUCUCUAAGCCAUUUGCUCAUCUGGGUGUCUGAGAAAAACUGAAGGGGUAGUGGAAAACAUUGAACCCACAUCGAAAAUUUCGUGUUUCUUUCUCUAAGCCACUUUUCUCUCCUUCCCCCAUGACCGUGGAGAGUCAUUCAGUUGAUUCAGCCGGCGAUGGUGGCGCCGCCGAUCAUUUUCCUGUUGGGAUGCGGGUUCUGGCUGUCGAUGAUGAUCCCAUUUGUCUUAAAGUGCUCGAGCAUCUCCUCCGGAAAUGCCAAUAUCAUGUCACCACGACGAAGAGGUCCAUUGAGGCUUUGAAGAUGUUGAGAGAAAAUAGAAACAAAGUGGACUUGGUUAUCAGUGAUGUGAACAUGCCUGAUAUGGAUGGGUUCAAGCUUCUUGAGUUGGUGGGGCUUGAGAUGGACCUACCUGUGAUCAUGUUAUCAGCACAUAGUGAUACUGAGCUUGUGAUGAAGGGGAUUGCGCACGGUGCGUGCGACUAUCUGUUGAAACCAGUUCGAAUCGAGGAGUUGAAGAACAUUUGGCAGCACGUGAUUCGGAGAAAGAAGCUCGAACCGAAGGCAAAAAACAAGUUCCCUAAUCAAGAUAACGUUGGAAAUGGAGGAAGUGAAGGUGAACGAGGUUUCUCAUCAACCAGUAAUGCAGACAAUGAAAAACUCAACAGGAAACGAAAGGAACAAGACGAUGAUGAGGAUGAAGAAGGAAAAGAGAACGAGGUUGAUAUCGACGACCCAUCGAACCUGAAGAGGCCUAGGGUAGUAUGGUCAGUUGAGUUGCACCGGAAGUUCGUUUCAGCAGUUAAUCAAUUGGGUCUUGAAAAAGCCGUGCCGAAAAAAAUUCUGGAUCUGAUGAAUGUUGAAGGACUUACCAGAGAAAAUGUGGCUAGUCAUUUGCAGAAAUAUAGGCUUUACCUGAAAAGAAUCAGCAAUGUGGCAUCUCAACAAGCUAACAUGGCUGCUACAUUUGGGAGUAAAGAAGGCACUUACAUGCGCAUAGGUUCAUAUGAUGGCUAUGGAGAUAUGCAUGGCUUUGCAGGAUCAGGGCGGCUUCCAAGCUCUUCUUUAUCUUAUUAUUCACCUGUUGGAAUGAGCCUGAUCCAACAAAGCUCCCAUAAUUUGAACUGUGCUAUCAGUAAUCUUGGGCAUCCAGCUAUUAUGUUGCCUCCUCACCAAACUACUAAUCUAUUGCAAGGGAUUCCGACGUCACUCGAGCUCGGCCAUUUGCAGCACAGCAAGUCCACCACUUCCAUUGGAGAAGCUUUUGACAUAGACUUCGGCUGUUCGAGUUUUUUGGAUCCUGAUCCUUCUAAUGGUAACUGGCAGGGAGCAGCACAAUUGUUGAGAUUCUCAGCAACUUUGAACCCCAUUGAGGAGUAUCCCAUUGAUCACAUGCAUGCAAUGAACUCGAGCAUUUCCUCCGCCCCCUCAAAGAACAGGAACAUCUCGGUUGUUGGAUCAGUUUCAGCUCCCUUGCUGGAUUCAAGAGACCUGCAGUGCCAGGCAGGGGUAGGGGUGGUUGACAGUAUGCCAAAGCAGAGUUGGGAAGAGCACGAACACGAUUACGCCCGAUCCCCCUUAAGCCAGAGUUUCAAUCAGAAUAGUCUAGUUUGUGAGAGAAAGGUCGGUUCGUCUUUGAUAGUCCCAUCAAAUGAUGCUCAACUAUCCUUCCCUCAGCACAGUGUGGUUGAAAAAUUGGGUCCUAACACAAAGACGAAUGCAGAUAGAAACUUACACGAUGGAUCGAUUCAAGGAAGUUUCGAGUCCUUGGAUGAUAUAAUGAACGCUAUGAUCAAACAGGUAUAGUCAAAUUUCUUGCUAAAUAUUUAGAUACUGAAUCUGACAUAAUUAUGUAGACAUUCCUUUCUUUUGAAUGGUAAUGCUAUUACCAUCUCUGUUAUGUUUGUGUCAACUUGAUACACAUACAGGUUGUCUUACUGCUACCAAGUUUGCCAAACUUGUGAUUUUUCUUUGUAAUGAUAUGAAAAACUGCCAUAAUAUUGUUCUUCGUUC
This is a messenger RNA of Cucurbita maxima (winter squash), 2222 nucleotides long. Its product is annotated as two-component response regulator ORR22-like. Gene Ontology annotation, molecular function: DNA binding. Bases 330 to 2015 code for a protein of 561 amino acids. The transcript is spliced from 5 exons. Gene Ontology annotation, biological process: phosphorelay signal transduction system; cytokinin-activated signaling pathway. The record is from RefSeq and is a predicted model, not a curated record. Lineage: Eukaryota; Viridiplantae; Streptophyta; Magnoliopsida; Cucurbitales; Cucurbitaceae.